Molecule: messenger RNA, 951 nt
Organism: Exophiala xenobiotica
Lineage: Eukaryota; Fungi; Ascomycota; Eurotiomycetes; Chaetothyriales; Herpotrichiellaceae
Product: 40S ribosomal protein S9
Exons: 4
Coding region: 86-667 (193 amino acids)
Biological process (GO): positive regulation of translational fidelity; translation
Cellular component (GO): cytosolic small ribosomal subunit
Molecular function (GO): rRNA binding; structural constituent of ribosome
Source: RefSeq, a predicted model, not a curated record
CUUCAUACAGAAAUUACUCUCCAGCUUCGAUAAACGACAACAGCCCAAACCGGACUCUUUUGAUUGCGCAGCAUCCAUCGCAAUCAUGGCGCCACGAUCCUACUCAAAGACCUACAAGGUCCCUCGUCGACCAUUCGAGUCUGCUCGUCUAGACUCGGAAUUGAAGAUUGUCGGCGAAUACGGCCUGCGCAACAAGCGUGAAGUCUGGCGUGUCCAGCUUACUCUGUCCAAGAUUCGUCGUGCUGCUCGUCAACUUCUCACUCUCGACGAAAAGGACCCCAAGCGUCUUUUCGAAGGCAAUGCCUUGAUUCGACGACUUGUCCGUGUCGGUGUGCUCGACGAAUCCCGCAUGAAGCUCGAUUACGUGCUUGCCUUGAAGGUCGAAGAUUUCUUGGAGCGCCGACUGCAAACUUGCGUCUACAAGCUCGGCCUUGCCAAGUCGAUCCAUCACGCCCGUGUCCUGAUCAGACAGCGACAUAUCCGUGUUGGCAAGCAGAUCGUCAAUGUCCCCAGCUUCAUCGUCCGACUGGACAGCCAAAAGCACAUCGACUUCGCCCUGACGAGUCCCUUUGGUGGUGGUCGUCCUGGUCGUGUUAGGAGAAAGAAGGCGAGGGCUGCUGAGUCCAAGGAAGAGGGCGAGGAAGAGGCUGGUGAAGACGAGGAGUAAACGAUGCAAUGAAACAAGGAUCGACUGUCUAUUGUUGAUUCAGUGCCUGGCCAUUGAUGGGCGGGGUCACGGACAGUGGCAAGGGGGUCACCCUUGUGGCGAAGACGACCCGCUCCGGAAUUGAAGGCAGACUACAAGCCGGUGGCAGGGGAAGAAAGUCAAAUACGUCGAGAUUGCUAUUUUAGCAAGUUCAUCGGUUCUCAAAAUCAGAUAAGCUGAGGAACGUCAGCUUGGUGGACUAUGCAGGAAAUCUACCACGAGUCCUCAUUCUCAUCAAUACUUCC